Messenger RNA from Clunio marinus, 276 nucleotides. NCBI's taxonomy places the organism in Eukaryota, Metazoa, Arthropoda, Insecta, Diptera, Chironomidae. The record is from the annotation of a GenBank genome assembly.
AUGGUGUUUGAUAUUGAACCAUUAAAUAUCAAUUUACUAUUUACUUCAAAUAAAGCAGACGCUUUUUGUCUUCAGGCUGAAACUCUUAAUAGUCACGAUGUGGUCCCCUGUCCCCUGUCCCCACGUACACAUGUGGAAGACCAUCAAUCACUUGACUUUGAAAACCCGGUUACUACAAAGCCUUCAAUGGAUGCCAUAUUAAAACAAAAGAUAAAAAAAAGGAAAAUGAAAAUGGAAUUGUCCAUAAAGCUCGUCGUCAUGAGGGCGACAUUGUGA